ACGCUCUGCUAUUGGACCUUGAAGCUCCACUCGCUCCACCGAAGCCCAAUAAAGUCGAGCCCAUUGCACCAGUUAAGCAAGAGACACCCGCCCAGAAGGUUGCCGACAAGGACAGCAUCGAUGACAUUCUGGCGGAACUAGAGGCGGCCAAUAUUAGUACCAAGAGCAAAUCGCACGACAAGUGCAAGACCACACCCACAAUCCCUCCCAGGCCCAACAGGAAUAAGCCAAGGACCGAACUGUCGGUGGAAGUCGUCGGCCCUCAAAGUGUGGAGAAACAAGAGACGCUGGCGGAUACCCAUCUUCCGAGGUGCACCGGCUGCAAGCAGGGCAUUGAAGGCGAAGUCAACACGUACCUGGGAGUAGACUGGCACGAGGGGUGUUUCAAAUGCACGACCUGCAAGGAAGUACUGACCUCUGACCUGUUUUUCCAAACAAAGGGUAAGCCAUACUGUAAGGAUGACUACGAGAAACUCAACUCACAGAAAUGCGCCUACUGUAACAAGCAUAUCAAUGACGGUGUCGUGAACGCUCUCGGACGUACGUGGCACAAGGACCAUUUCUUCUGCUCACAGUGCGGUGUUGCAUUCAACGGCGACCCUUUCCACGAGAAAGACGGCAAGUUUUUCGAAUAUGAAACGCGUGCCUACUGCGAGUUACACUGGCACGGAGCCAAGGGGACACUGUGCAAAGGCUGUGAUAAGCCCAUCGAGGGCAUCUGUGUCACCGCAACCGGCGGCACCCGAUACCAUCCGGAGCACUUCACCUGCCACUACUGCAAGAAGCAGCUGAUGUCUACCACACACAAGCAGAAUGGCGAGCACUAUUUCUGUUUGACUUGCAAUAUCAAGUUGUUCGAGUAG
Molecule: messenger RNA, 863 nt
Organism: Sphaeroforma arctica JP610
Lineage: Eukaryota; Ichthyosporea; Ichthyophonida
Exons: 5
Cellular component (GO): Z disc; nucleus
Molecular function (GO): transcription coregulator activity
Source: RefSeq, a predicted model, not a curated record